Messenger RNA from Alternaria atra, 750 nucleotides. RefSeq lists its product as uncharacterized. Lineage: Eukaryota; Fungi; Ascomycota; Dothideomycetes; Pleosporales; Pleosporaceae. The transcript has 3 exons. The record is from RefSeq and is a predicted model, not a curated record. The coding region runs from base 1 to 750 and encodes 249 amino acids.
AUGGCGAAAGAUUCUCCGGUGCCAUCAUAUAUCUUUCAAAUUGACGAAAUUUUCGAAGAUCUGGGAGGUGCUCCUGCCCAGUAUGAUAAUUUUGGUAUCUGGCAACCUACUUCAGGUCCUCGUGCGAGUCAUAACUUCACUCCCAGGGUGGGCGCCUCGGGCAGGACCUGGCUCUGCGAUGGGUCACAGAUAUACGAAGUUGCGCUCCCUCGGAAUGCCCAGUUGUACAAGACGUUCUCCGUUUAUUAUGCUAGUGGAGGAGGAUUCUGGGUCCUGAACGGAGACGCACGCAAUCCGCCGGAUACCGAUGUUUUCCACAGACUGCAAUUCAACUAUUACACGCAGACUCCUGAAUCGUCAUUUCUGACCAAUGCCGGCCAAAACAACAUGCUCUGUGUGCAGCCCCAGGACAAUCGGGUGGCGAAAAUGCUCCUACCCGACAUAUACCACACCAACGCCGCUGCCUCAAGCCCCCAGCACGGUGGGAUUGUGGGCGAAUUGCCGAUCUUUCUGGCUCUGAUGGCGUUUACAACCUCUCGAGAAUAUCUCCCCUCUGUGCUGCCUCAUAUGUUCGCAGGAGGGAACUGGAUAACCACGCACACUUGGCAGUUUGCCAGGACCGAAGGGCGUGGUGUUGUCGUCAAAGUGUACAAUUGUCCCGUGGACUUUCCGGCACACAACCCCAGAGGCUCCACAUCUACGGACCUUUACAACUAUGAGAUGGGCUAUACUGCCAAGUACUUUCGCUAA